GACCUACCUUUACAGGAAGUAAGUCGCAUACGGCGCGUUGUGGUUGUGUACAUGCGUAACUGUUCAACGGCAGUAAGAGCUGAAAUGAAAAUAAAGUCGUCAUAGCUGCUCGAGAUGGCCACGAUGGAGAAAGAAACCCCCUCUAAAAAAGCUGCAGCGCCUUCUGUGUCUCAGAUUAAUGCAGAAUAUGUCACACAGUUGGCUAAUAAGUAUUGGGCUCCCCAUGCAAAGAAUAAACUACCCUUUGACCCUAAGGUGAUGGAAGAUAUUUACGAAAAAGAGAUUCUCAAGUCCAAAUUUGCCAUCAGAAAAAUUAUGCUCCUUGAGUUCAGCCAGUAUCUUGAGAACUACCUGUGGGUGAACUACACUGCAGAGGUAUCCAGCAAUGCCUACCUCAUGUCCAUUUGUUGCAUCGUCAACGAGAAGUUCAGAGAGAAUGUCCCAGCUUGGGAGGUGUUCAAGAAGGAGCCAAGCCAUUUCCCAUUCUUCUUUAAAUGUGUGAUGGAGGCUGUAUUGGCAGGUGACGAGGCUGACCUCACUCUGAAGGAGCAGACUGUGCUGCUGGUCUUCCUGGACCACUGUUUCAACAGUCUGGAGGUAGAUUUGAUCAGAGAGCAGGUGCAGCAGCUCAUCUCCCUGCCUAUGUGGAUGUGCCUCCUACCAUCCAGACUCCAACACGAGCUUAAGAAAGUCCCAAAGCUGCAGAAAUUCUGGAAUCUAAUCAAGAAGAAAUUUGAUAAGAUGGAUGCUGACGCAGCUGAGCAGGCAAAUAAAGAGAGGACCUUCCUCUCGGCUCUCAUUAAAAAGUUUCUUGGGGUGCUCACGUCAAUUCCGCCAUCAGGACCUGUAUGCAUGGACAAAGUACAUUACUGUGAGAGAUUCAUUGAACUCAUGAUAGAUUUGGAGGCCCUGCUGCCUACCAGACGUUGGUUCAAUACCGUGUUGGAUGACUCUCACUUGGUGGUCAGAUGCCACCUGUCCAGCCUCACUGAGAGAGAAAAGGAGGGCCAUCUCUUCUGCCAGUUGCUGGACAUGCUGAAGUUCUACACAGGCUUUGAGAUCAAUGACCAGACAGGAAACGCACUGACGGGGAAAGAGAUGACCACUCUGCACUAUGACAGAAUCACCUCCCUGCAGAGGGCAGCUUUUGCUCAUUUCCCAGAGUUGCAAGACUUUGCUCUGUCCAGCGUAGCAGCAGUGGACACUCGUGAAUCCUUGACCAAACACUUUGGCCACCUCAGUCCCAAUACGCUCCACCAGGUGGCCUCAUAUCUGUGCCUGCUGCCAGAGCUACCUGAAGGGCAAGACACCACCUAUGAGAAAGAGGUUCUCCUUGAGCUGCUGGUGUCCCGUCAUGAGCGCAGAAUCUCUCAGAUUGAGCAACUUAACCAGAUGCCGCUUUAUCCAACAGAGAAGAUCAUCUGGGAUGAAAACAUCGUCCCGACAGAGUACUACUCAGGCGAAGGCUGUCUAGCACUACCUAAGCUGAAUCUACAGUUCCUGACCCUCCAUGACUACCUGUUGAGGAACUUUAACCUCUUUCGUCUAGAGUCCACCUAUGAGAUCAGACAGGACAUAGAGGAUGUGGUGUGGCGUAUGAAACCAUGGCAAUCAGAGUAUGGCGGAGUGGUGUUUGGGGGCUGGGCCAGGAUGGCACAGACGAUCACUUCUUUUUCCAUAGUAGAGGUUGCCAAGCCCAACAUUGGAGAGAGCUGGCCUGCCCGUGUGCGAGCUGAUGUCACUGUUAACCUCAAUGUACAAGAUCAUAUCAAGCAUGAGUGGGAAGGGCUGCGGAAGCAUGACGUUUGCUUUCUGAUCACGGUGCGACCCAACCUGCCCUACGGCACGCGCUUCGACCGUCGGCAGCCCUUUGUGGAGCAGACUGGCCUGGUGUACGUGAGAGGCUGCGAGGUGCAGGGUAUGCUGGAUGACAAGGGACGUGUCAUUGAAGAAGGACCUGACCCAAAGCCUAAGCUCCGAGGAGAUGCCAGAACAUUCCGUGUGUGGCUGGACCCGAACCAGUAUCAACAGGACAUGACCAGCAGUAUUCAGAGUGGCACUGAAGACCCAUAUGAGACUUUCAACAUUAUCAUGAGACGCAAACCCAAGGAGAAUAAUUUCAAGGCAGUGCUAGAGACCAUCAGAAACCUGAUGAACACCGAGUGUGUUGUGCCAGACUGGCUUCACGAUAUUAUCCUAGGCUAUGGCGAUCCAGGCAGUGCACACUACUCGAAAAUGCCUAACCAGAUCUCCACAUUGGACUUCAAUGACACCUUUCUGUCCCUGGACCAUUUACGUUCGUGUUUCCCUGGCUACACCAUAAAAGUCACAGAAGAGAACCCUGAGCUUCAGGUCUCCCCUUUCAGAAUCACGUUUCCCAUCUCAAAUAAAACUGACAAAGGAAAGAAGAGAAAGGCUGAUGAAGAAGUGGAAGACAAAGAGGAAGACAUGACAUUGACCGUUGAGCCCUAUGUUACACUCAACCGUGGCCCAUAUCCCUACAACCAGCCCAAACGGAACACAAUUCAGUUCACCCCUACUCAGAUUGAAGCCAUUCGAGCCGGGAUGCAGCCAGGACUCACUAUGGUUGUUGGACCACCAGGUACCGGAAAGACAGAUGUUGCUGUUCAGAUCAUCUCAAACCUCUAUCACAACUUUCCUGAGCAGAGGACCCUCAUAGUCACACACUCAAACCAGGCUCUGAACCAGCUGUUUGAAAAGAUCAUGGCUCUAGACAUUGAUGAGCGCCACCUCCUGCGUCUGGGCCACGGAGAAGAGGAGUUGGAGACUGAGAAGGACUUCAGCAGAUAUGGCAGGGUAAACUAUGUCCUAGCCAGAAGACUGGAGCUCCUCAGAGAGGUGGGGAGGUUACAGGAGAGUUUGGAUGUCCCAGGAGAUGUUUCUUACACCUGUGAGACUGCUGGACACUUCUACCUCUACCAGGUGAUAUCUCGCUGGGAAGAGUACAUGAGUAAAGUCAGGCCUAAACAGGGCAAGAAAGUGGAGGUGCAAGAUGUGGCAGCACACUUUCCCUUCCACAAGUACUUCUCCAAUGCCCCGCAGCCUGUGUUCAAGGGCCGGUCAUAUGAAGAGGACAUGGACAUCGCAGAGGGCUGCUACCGCCACAUCAAGAAAAUAUUUACCCAGCUGGAGGAGUUUAGGGCCUUUGAGCUUCUGAGGAGUGGACUGGACCGCUCCAAGUACCUGCUAGUGAAGGAAGCCAAAAUCAUUGCCAUGACCUGUACACAUGCUGCGCUGAAACGCCAUGACCUGGUGGAGCUGGGAUUUAAGUAUGACAACAUACUGAUGGAAGAAGCUGCUCAGAUUCUGGAGAUCGAGACCUUCAUUCCCCUCUUGUUACAGAACCCCGAGGAUGGCUACAGCAGGCUGAAGCGUUGGAUCAUGAUUGGAGACCACCACCAGUUGCCUCCAGUUAUCAAGAACAUGGCCUUUCAGAAGUACUCCAACAUGGAGCAGUCUCUCUUCACCCGAUUUGUACGCCUGGGAGUGCCGACCAUAGAUCUGGAUGCACAGGGCCGUGCACGUGCAAGUCUGUGUAACUUGUACAACUGGCGUUACAAACACCUGGGGAACCUGCCUCAUGUCCAGCAACUGCCUGAGUUCCAGGUGCCCAACCCUGGCCUGACCUUUGACUUCCAGCUUAUUAACGUAGAGGACUUCAAUGGGGUGGGAGAAUCUGAGCCCAACCCUUACUUCUACCAGAACCUGGCGGAGGCGGAGUAUUCUGUGGCCUUAUACAUGUACAUGCGUCUGUUGGGCUAUCCUGCUGACCGCAUCAGCAUCCUCACCACCUACAAUGGACAAAAACACCUGAUCAGAGAUGUCAUCAACCAACGGUGUGCUGGCAACCCCUUCUUUAGUCAGCCUAACAAGGUGACAACAGUGGACAGGUUCCAGGGUCAGCAGAAUGACUACAUCAUCCUCUCACUGGUCCGCACCAAAGCCGUGGGACACUUGAGGUAAUUUCUUACAAUGCAUGCCAAGCAGAAAAACGUGACCCUGACCCUAAAUUGACAGCUUCAGCAGCUAUUCUUCUACAAAAAUACUUGUGAUGUACACCAUAGAUACACAUCCUCCAGGGAUACAACACAGCAAAAAUGUAGGCACUUAACUCUCUUGAGCCAGCUGCUCUCAGGAGGCUUUCUCCUUUUGUCAUGUGUAACUACUGACAGACGUUUGCUAAAGGAAAAAAAUACAAUAACCAAACUGCAGUGGUAGGUUUUAUGCCUUUUCAUUCCAUGUCCCAUUGCUGUCUGCCCAACUACACUUGCUGGCCUCUCUUAGUCUUCAGCUCCAUCUCCUUAUCUCACAGCUCCCUCUUCUCCUCACUCCCGUCUCCUUCCUCGUUUCACCGAAUUGAUUUGUAGUGUAAUGGUGUUUCACUCUUCAGCUGCCAUGAGAUCCCGAUGAGCUCUCCACACUUAAUAUACGGUGCGUGUGUUAAUACCAGACAUUUGAGGCUUAACUCUUCCAUAGCACUUAAUCUUGCCACCUCUGGCUGUGAUGUGCAGUAGCUACUGUUGGAAUUGCACCGCUAGGAGCUGUACUGCAAGUGCAUUCACCAGCCUCACAUUGGUCAGUCUGCAAAUUGGAACCCCAAAAUGAAAAAGUCAUUCCAUUUGUAACUAAAUACCCCCCACCAUUGAGCAUGGUCAUUUUUUAUCUCACAGGUAAAGCAAUGAAUUGAUGUAACUGGAAUGAGAAGUGCAGGUGACCACAGAAAGUGGUAGUCAAUCUACUCUCUGUAUCAUUCCUUUGAUUUUGUCUUACGCUGGAUACUGCAUACUGCCUCCGAAUGCCAACCCGCACCAACACAAGUGGGGAGGUUGUCAAAGGCUGUCUCUGUGCUACAACUCCAGUUAUCCAUUGAAGGGGAAUACAAUAGCACUAGAGUUUCUAUUCUUCCUCAGUAGCCAACCACGAUUUAAAACUUUUUUCACAUAUGCAGUAGUACUUCCCAAGAUCUGUAAACAGAGGUUGAUGUGUAUAAUAACUGAGCAAUUAAAAUAACAGAACAUGUUUUGUUAAUCCUA
Micropterus dolomieu (smallmouth bass) is the source of this 5054-nucleotide messenger RNA. It is a transcript of the gene aqr, whose product is annotated as aquarius intron-binding spliceosomal factor. NCBI's taxonomy places the organism in Eukaryota, Metazoa, Chordata, Actinopteri, Centrarchiformes, Centrarchidae. The record is from RefSeq and is a predicted model, not a curated record. Bases 115 to 3984 code for a protein of 1289 amino acids. Gene Ontology annotation, cellular component: catalytic step 2 spliceosome. Gene Ontology annotation, molecular function: mRNA binding; helicase activity. The transcript is spliced from 33 exons. Gene Ontology annotation, biological process: mRNA splicing, via spliceosome.